GUACCUAAUAGUUUAAUCAUUUUUUCGGAUAUAAAAAUUUGUCAUGACUUUUAAUGGGUUUUCGUAUUUUUGUGGACUCAGAUAUGGCCACCAUAGUCUGGCUGCAGGGAUGUAUGGAGUAUUGAGUUGGCGUGUGUGCUCUGAUCAACAACAUUUUUGGGUUUCUGCUCUGGGUGAGGUGAGUCAUGGAGAAGCCAGUCCAGCAGCAUCCGGAGAUCGUGCGGACAAUCUUACAGCAGCAAACACUCACCUACACCGAGCGUUAUCUGCUCUCAAGGCUGCCAGUACAGCAAACCAGCCAAUGACUUUCUGCCAAGAGUAUGUGAGACUUCGGGCAGAAACUUUCAUGUGCCAUGCUCAGUUACUCCACGCCUGCCUCUCUCUCCGCACUGCUCCUCCUCCGGCAAUUGCUGCAUCACUAGCAACAUCAACAAGGGAUGAUCUCCUACGAUGUGGUAGAGUCUCACAACAACUUGCAAAAUCAGCCCGAGACUUCAACAGUUUAGCCUCUCAGUAUGGAAGUCUUUACCAGUCAGUGUUUGAUGCUGAUCCACAGACACUGUGCAACAUAGCCCUUCUGCAACAGGGGGCGCUGUUGGUGGCUCAGGGUAUUGAGAUCAUCACACGGCCAUCAGCAGGUCAACUUACUGAAGAUUAUACUGGCCCUGAUCUGACCACCAUUACCAGUAAACUUGGGGGUGGAGAGACUGUGGAGACCCAGUCUAUCAUCACUACACUGGAAGAAGCUACAAACAUGGUCCGCAGACUUGCACAGGUGUCUUGUGAAGUCAAACCUGUGAGAGAACAGCAUCUACAGUUGCUGCAAGGAAUAUCUCAGGUGCUGACAAGUAUACCUCUUCCAUAUCCUCGGUUCUUCUUCCAGACCCUACAGAAGACCACCAUAACCCUCGCUCUUCUUCCUCAACCUCGCACACCAGGCGACCCCAUCUCUGUUCAGACAUCCUCACAGUUAGCAGUGAAAGUUGAAGGUGUUAUUGGUCAUGGUAAAAGACCAGGUCUUUUCCGAUCUGUUCGCUCUGUCACCCUGACUGUAAAUUCUGUUAUUCAGAAUCGUCCUCAGCACACACUGGAUAUGAAGAUUGAGCCAAAUGAGAUGCUGACACAGACAGUAGAGCCACACAAUGAUUUCUUUGCUGCACAAUUCCUGCUUGGCUUCCCUGUUCCAGGCCUUUAUCAGGUGAGUGUGGACACAUCAGUCACAGAUGAUUCAGAUGAUGCCUGGCAGACAGGACCCCGCCACACACUUACUGUCAAAUCACAAGAGGACCCAGCUAGCAAGGCAAGUGUCUCACAAGCUCCACGCCAGGUUCCUCCCAGCCAGUAUGCACCUUCCAGUUCUCAAGGAGCACCAGGACCUCCUCCAGGAGUUAGUGUUUUACCUCCUGUUCCUCCAGGCACUAAUCCUCCACCUGUUCCACAAAUUUCUCAAUUCAACAUGCCAAGACCAGGACAUUGAAUGCUGUGACUUUGAUUAUUUUAAAACUAAAAAUAAUUCCAAUCUAAUUAAAUUUAUGAACAAAUGUACUGAAACAAAACAAUUAACUAAUGUACUUCAGAUACUGAAUAAAUAUUACAUGUA
This is a messenger RNA of Homarus americanus (American lobster), 1600 nucleotides long. RefSeq names its product integrator complex subunit 7-like. The coding region runs from base 44 to 1477 and encodes 477 amino acids. NCBI's taxonomy places the organism in Eukaryota, Metazoa, Arthropoda, Malacostraca, Decapoda, Nephropidae. Gene Ontology annotation, biological process: snRNA 3'-end processing. Gene Ontology annotation, cellular component: integrator complex. The transcript is spliced from 7 exons. The record is from RefSeq and is a predicted model, not a curated record.